Molecule: messenger RNA, 303 nt
Organism: Trichobilharzia szidati
Lineage: Eukaryota; Metazoa; Platyhelminthes; Trematoda; Strigeidida; Schistosomatidae
Source: the annotation of a GenBank genome assembly
AUGAAAUUCCUCGCAGUAUAUUUUGCUGUCAUCUGUAUAGUUUUCACUGUUUAUUCAGUAAAUGGAGAAAAACAUCAGCCUGAUGCCACGCCUGCAAAAAAACCACUUCCUAAACGACAACUUACAGGAAACCAUGUGCCAGAAUACGACGAUCAAUUUCCAGAUUUCCCACGAACUCCAGAAGAAGCACUGACCGAGAUUUUUAAUUCUCCACCUAUAAUUCCACUAUGGAUAGUAAAUCCUCUUUAUUAUGUAUUCGAGGUUGUUACAAGAGGAAUAGCGUAUUUGAUAAACCCUUAUUGA